Suricata suricatta (meerkat) is the source of this 3824-nucleotide messenger RNA. RefSeq names its product component of oligomeric golgi complex 2 (gene COG2). Gene Ontology annotation, biological process: intra-Golgi vesicle-mediated transport; protein transport; Golgi organization. The record is from RefSeq and is a predicted model, not a curated record. The coding region runs from base 1115 to 3304 and encodes 729 amino acids. The transcript is spliced from 18 exons. Gene Ontology annotation, cellular component: COG complex; membrane. Lineage: Eukaryota; Metazoa; Chordata; Mammalia; Carnivora; Herpestidae.
AUUGAGAACUUUAGAACUAGAUAAUUCCACUAAAUAGCUCAAGAAAUUAAGUUGAAAAAGUAAACUAAAACCCAACAUAGAUUAUGAUUAGUGUUAAAUUGAGAGGAAAAGGAGAGAUAAAAAGGAAAUCAGCUGGAACAGAGCAUAAUUAGGUGCUCAAAUAUUUGUUAGAUGGGUGAAUAGAUUUACAGAAUAUAGGUGUUCUUUGCCUUUUCAGAAGCAUGUCAAACAGGUAUAUGUAUUGAACAAAGGAGUUAGGUAUAAAAUUGAUUAAAAUAAUGUUAGAACAAAAUGUUAGAACAGAUGUUCCUUAGAAUUUAAGUGUUACUAUUUCAUGAUACUUUUAAGGUGAUCUGUCUAUAGAUUAUCUGUCUGUAGAUCUGUCUGUAUAUAUGUGUGUGUGUAUAUGUGGAAAGAACUCAUUAGCAUAUGCUUUUACCUUCUCAGGCUUGAAUAAUUUAGUAACCAAAUAAAGUUGUGUCUGAGAGACACCAGUCCCGGACUGUCACCUGCCUGUCACCUGCUGCAGUGAGAGAGAUGAGGACCCGGAUGUGCGGGAAGAGCUCCAGGGACCGUUUUGCAUAUGCGCUGUUCCCUCUGGCAGGAACACUCUUCCCACACUUCCCCCACGUCAUUUGGAUCUCAACUCUGAUGUCUUUGUUCUAUGUGUUUCCAGGUCUUCCAAGUUCAAGUACCUCCCUUUCAUCACUCACCUUCACAAGUGUCCCAUUUUCUUUUUAACUUUGAUCACGAUUCAUUAAUACCACAUUUAUUUGUUUACAUUUUGGUUUCCUCAUUUCGGCAUUAGAAUAAAUGUUCCUUAAGAGCAGGACCCUCUCCUGGCUCUGUCCCCAGGUUUUAGAGCAGAGCCCGAGCUGCAGGGUCGACAGUUAAGUCGUAUUUAUGGGGGACACAAGGGUCUUACCCCUCUCUGUUGGCCCCUGGUCACACACAUGGGCUCACACUAAUUGCUGAGGUCUUUGACCCAUAUUUUAUUUAGUGUGCAGCACUUAGCUAUUUUGUAUUUGUGUCUCAAUGAAACAGGCCCUGUUUCAGGGCAGAGAUCGGACAUUUUGUGUGCCCUCUGCGUACCUCCCGUGAUUCUAGAUGCAGAAUGGCGGUACCCGGCGGCCUCUGUUCCGUUGUGGAUAUGGAAGAUUUCGAUGUGGACCACUUUGUGUCGGACUGCAGGAAGCGCGUGCAGCUGGAGGAACUGAGGGGCGACCUCGAGCUCUACUACCGGCUCCUGAAGACCGCCAUGGUGGAGCUCAUCAACAAGGACUACGCGGACUUUGUCAACCUUUCCACAAACCUGGUUGGCAUGGACAAAGCCCUCAAUCAGCUGUCCGUGCCUUUGGGACAGUUACGAGAAGAAGUUCUGAGCCUCAGGUCAUCUGUCAAUGAAGGAAUCCGGGCAGUAGAUGAACGGAUGUGUAAGCAAGAGGACAUCAGGAAGAAAAAGAUGUGUGUGUUGAGGCUUAUACAAGUUAUUCGAUCAGUUGAAAAAAUUGAAAAAAUCUUAAAUUCUCAAGGUUCUAAAGAAACAUCUGCACUAGAAGCAAGCAGCCCACUUCUGACUGGACAGAUUUUGGAGCGAGUGGCCACAGAGUUUAACCAGUUACAGUUCCAUGCUGUUCAGAGCAAAGGCAUGCCUCUUUUGGACAAAGUAAGACCACGGAUAGCCAGAAUUACAGCCAUGUUACAGCAGUCACUGGAACACCUGUUGUUAGAAGGGCUCCGGACUUCCAAUGUUGAUAUGGUACGGCACUGCUUGCGGACCUACGCCACCAUUGACAAGACACGGGAUGCUGAGGCGUUAGUGGGUCAAGUUCUAGUGAAACCAUACGUGGAUGAGGUGAUUGUGGAGCAGACUGUUGAGUCUGACCCGAACGGCCUUCAGAUCAUGUUCGACAAACUCCUGGGGUUCGUUCCUCACCAUUGCCGCCUCCUUCGAGAGGUCACGGGCGGGGCUGUCUCCAGUGAGAAACGCAGUAGUGUUCCUGGAUAUGAUUUUCUGGUGAAUUCUGUCUGGCCAGAAAUAGUGCGAGGAUUAGAAGAAAAACUGCCUUCUCUAUUUAAUCCUGGAAAUCCCGAUGCAUUUCACAAGAAAUACACCAUCAGCAUGGAUUUUGUAAGAGCAUUUGAGCAGCAGUGUGGAACCCAGGCCAGCGUGAGGCGGUUAAGAGCACAUCCUGCCUAUCACAGCUUCAACAAUAAGUGGAACUUGCCUGUUUAUUUUCAAAUAAGAUUUCGAGAAAUCGCAGGAUCCUUAGAAGCAGCACUUACAGACACACUGGAGAACGCCCCAGCCGGCAGCUCGUUUUGCCUUUUGGCUUCUCACAGAACGUGGAGCAGCCUUCAGAGGUGCUGGUCGGACGAGAUGUUCCUGCCGGUGCUGGUGCACCGUCUGUGGAGGCUCACGCUGCAGAUUUUGGCCCGGUACUCCGUGUUUGUCAGGGAGCUUUUACUCAGGCCCAUCUCUAACGAAAGUGCCAAGGAUAGCAAAAAGCCUUUGGUAACUGGUAGCAAAGACCCCUCAGUUACCCAGGGAAAUGGCGAAGACCAAGGAGGUGGCCCUUCGGAAACCCAGCCUGUGGCUUCCAUUUCCAGCACGCACCUUGUGUAUGUGGUCGCCGACCUGGACAAGCUUCAGGAGCAGCUUCCAGAACUCUUGGAAACAAUCAAGCCAAAACUUGAAAUGAUUGGUUUUAAGAAUUUUUCUUCUAUCUCAGCAGCCCUGGAGGACUCCCAGACGUCUCUGUCCGCCUGUGUCCCUGCUCUGAGUGACAGGAUUAUCCAGGACUUGAGCGAGUCUUGCUUCAGUUCCCUGAAAGGUGCCCUGGAGGUUCCCAGACUCUACCGAAGAACCAAUAAGGAAGUGCCAACAGCAGCCUCCUCUUACGUGGACAGUGCCCUGAAGCCCUUCCGCCAGCUGCAGAGUGGGCAUAAGGAUAAGCUGAGGCCAGCAGUAAUCCGACAGUGGCUGCAUGGCGCCCUCUCUGAGAGCACUCAUAAGUACUAUGAAACCGUGUCUGACGUUCUGAACUCGGUGAAAAAAAUGGAGGAGAGCCUGAAACGGCUGAAACAAGCCAGGAAAACCACACCCGCCAACCCUGUCGGUCCCGGCCCCGGCCCCGGCAUGAGCGACGACGACAAAAUCAGGCUGCAGUUGGCCUUGGACGUGGAGUACUUGGGAGAGCAGAUACAAAAGAUGGGCCUGGUGACAAAGGACAUAAAGAACUUCCCAGCGCUGGCCGAGCUGGUUGUGGCUGCCCAGGACCAGGCCACAGCAGAGCAACCGUGAGUGGCCUGGAGGAGCCCUCGGGGAAGAUGGUGGCUCUGUCCCCAUUCCUGGCCCCUGUUCCCGGUCCCCAGGGCCAAGAAGUGCUUCCACGGAGUCUCAGGCGGCGCGCCCGCUGGGGCCUCCUCUCACCCAGAACAGAACACAGAAGCCUUUUUCCGUUGUAUGGAAGAUCGUUUUUAAGACACUUGAAACUUUCUACUAUAGUUUACAGAGCAAAUUAUUUUAUUUUUAUCGUAAACCUUAGCGUGGAAGAGCUGAUCUCUAAAAUAGAUUUAAAGAGAAUGUAUACGAACGACUCUGGAAGGCUGGGCCCCGAUCCUGCUGUCGGAAGCGCUGCCUGCAGGGGGCGACUGUGUGUCUGGUGGCUCUGCGUCCUCCGUCCUCAUAGGAAAGGAAAGUCAGCGCGCAGUGACGCCUGGUGACGCCCUGAGAGAGGCGUGCUGCCCCCGGAUGCUUGGCGGGAGUGGGGACCUGCCUGUGGGAAGACCCGUUUUCUGAAUAAAGGAAGUGUCCGCCAGCA